AUGUCCGUUGGUCAAACAGCCGUUUCGGCGCCUUCGGGCCAAAGGGAAUCCAACUUCAAAGACAAGGAUAAGCCAAUGUCUGUUCGCCAGAGUAAUAUUGUCGCUGCCAAAGCCGUAUCCGAUGCUGUCCGAACAAGUUUAGGACCCCGCGGCAUGGAUAAGAUGAUCCAGGCUGGUAAUGGGGAGGUGACCAUUACUAACGAUGGUGCCACCAUUUUAGCUCAGAUGGCUGUAAUUCAUCCGACUGCCAAAAUGGUACGCUUUAUUUACAGUUAAUUUUAUUUUUAGUUGGUGGAGUUGUCGAAAGCUCAGGAUAUCGAAGCCGGAGACGGAACUACGACCGUUGUUGUUAUGGCCGGUGCAUUCUUGGAUGCUGCUGAGAAGUUGUUGAAUAAAGGGAUCCAUCCUACUCGUAUUUCGGACUCUUUCCAAAGAGCCGCAUCAAAGGCUGUGGAGAUUUUGGAAGGAAUGUCAUAUCCAUUAGAUAUAUCCAACGACGAGGAGCUCAUUAAAUUGGCUACCACCAGUCUUAACUCGAAAGUUGUUUCGCAACACUCAUGGCUUUUGGCUCCAAUGGCUGUUCAGGCCAUCAAGAAGAUCGUUGACGUUCAAGCCGACGACAAUGCCAAUUUGAACAUGAUUAAGAUCGUUAAGAAAUUGGGAGAAACUGUUGAGGAAUCACAGUUGAUCGAGGGAGCUUUGAUUGAACAGAGAAGCAUGGGACAUGGCGGACCAUCUCGCGUUGAAAAAGCGAAGAUUGGGUUGAUUCAGUUCCAGAUUUCUCCCCCAAAGACCAAUGUAAGGAAACAUUGCACUUGACUGACAUUCGUUUAGAUGGAAAACCAAGUUGUCAUUACUGACUACGCCCAAAUGGAUCGUGCCCUGAAGGAAGAACGUGCCUAUAUUCUCGAUAUCUGCAAGCAAAUCAAGAAGGCGGGUUGUAAUGUUGUUCUCAUCCAAAAGUCGAUUCUCCGGUAAGCUGUAUGCAUCUAUAAAUAAAUAUUUUUUAGGGAUGCUGUAUCUGAGACCGCCCUUCAUUACUUUGCCAAGAUGAAGAUAAUGGUUAUUAAGGACAUUGAAAGAGAGGACAUUCCUUUCUACUCCAGUAUCCUAGGAUGUCGCCCGAUAGCUUCCAUCGAUCAUUUUACUGCUGAUUCCCUUGGAUCUGCUGAUCUUGUUGAAGAGAUUACUACUUCCGGAUCAGAGAAGGUAGUCAAGGUCACUGGACUACACGCCGCAGGAAAAGCCGUCUCAAUUUUGUUGCGAGGAUCGAAUAAGUUGGUGUUGGACGAAGCCGAUCGUUCUCUCCAUGAUGCCCUUUGUGUUCUCAGAUGCUUGGUCAAAAAGAGAGCUCUCCUACCUGGUGGUGGAGCCCCAGAAAUGGAAGUUGCCGUCAAUUUAAGAAAGGAGGCCGAAAGUAAAGAAGGAGCUGAACAAUAUUGCUGGAAGGUAAAAGAUCACUUUCAUUUCAAUUCUUCUGUUGGGACCGAUCUCAUCUGUUGAUUUGCAGGCCUUUGCUGAUGCCCUUGAAGUGAUUCCAUACACCCUAGCUGAGAACGCGGGUCUAUCUCCCAUCACAACGGUCACCGAACUCCGUAAACAACACGCUGAUGGAAAUAAGGACUAUGGUGUCAACGUUAGAAAAGGAUUUGUCACUGAUAUUAAAGAAGAGAAUGUCCUCCAACCUCUGAUUGUGACUCAGUACGCGAUCAAACAAGCUGCUGAGUGCGUGAGAAGUAUUCUCAAGAUUGAUGAUAUUGUAAGUCAACCUAUGUUUUAAUUAAUAAUGAUGUCUUUAGGUAUUGGCAAUCCGCUAA
Molecule: messenger RNA, 1817 nt
Organism: Bursaphelenchus xylophilus (pine wood nematode)
Lineage: Eukaryota; Metazoa; Nematoda; Chromadorea; Rhabditida; Aphelenchoididae
Source: the annotation of a GenBank genome assembly